AUGGAGGAUACUCAAUCGUUUCGCUUGAUUGAAACCACGGAUACCGUGGAAAUCACUCUCAAUCAUGUUGAAGGACAGAACACUGUUCCUUGGGAGGACAUCGAGAAAGUCUUUUCUGGAGUUAAGCGCGUUCACAAUGGCAAAUCGGUGAUCAAGUUUCUUCGGGGUUCCGAUCAACAAAGCAUCAACCAUUGUUCUCGAUUGGUCCAGGAUGUUGUCUUGUCUACCUCUGUCGAACCUACUCCUGCCGGCCCUUCGAAGUUUGAUCCAGUCGGUGGUCAAACCAAUGCUCCAGCCGGUGCUCCAGUUAAUAACAGAGUCACUGUUGCUUUCGGGACUACCCCACCUGUACCAGAGACGCCUGUCAGUAACAUUGGCCUUAUCGACACAUCAUCAAGUCCACCCUCUGCCACCAGUGCUGCUUCCAAGACCACAUCGUUCCAAGAGGUGGUGACACGUGCAUCAAGAAAGGCACGUCAAUUCGCGAUCGAGCAGCGAUUCAUCUCCCUCUUGGCCCCUGAAGUCCAAGAAACAGUUCGAGCCUCGUCGGACAUCUGCCAGGCGUUUGCCAAGGCUAUCAAGGAUGGUCACGGGGAGCUUAGUCGAGCAGAGUUUAAGCAAGAACUGAGUGGGCACUUUCAGGAGCUGAAGGAUUUGGUGGCCAAGAACAGUGACUUGCAGGAAGCAAUGUAUGCCAAGCAGGAAGAAGUGAAGCAGCUACAGGAGCAAGUCCUUAGCAACCAAAAAGAGAUGAAGCAGCUGCAGAUCCAAGCCCUCGGUCAGUUGGCUAUGCUUCAAGACCGUGUCAAGGCGGUGCUGAUUCAGACGUAUGAACUCCACGAGUACCCGAUCCCUCGUCUCUUUGUUGUCCUUCCGCAGGACCCUUCAAGUUGGGAUACCGUGAAUCCCUUCUCGAACAAGUUCCGCCUCUACUUUUUAUGCGAGUGCGGAGAACACACCAAGUCGGUCAACAACAAGACCGAGAUCUCUCAUGAUAUCCAUUUUGCUAAGCAUGAAGGCUACGAGAUCGCCCGACCCUCAGAGUUCUUUCAGCAAUACGGCCCUUAUGUCCUCACUAUCCUCAAGAUGCUCAAGUUCGGUGUUUCGGUUGCCGGAGUGGCUGUACCAGCUAUCUCUCACCUGGUCAGGUUGGACGCCAUCGAUCAAGCCACCGCCGGUCUACAACAGCUGAGGGACAACAUCGAGUCUGGAAUGGAUCAUGUCAUAGACUGGAUGGACAAGGUCUCUGUGAGUGAAGGCGAAGCUGUUGAUGGGUUUGCAGAGCCGUCGGGAAAGAAGGAGGCAUUGGAAGGCGCCGAUCUACGCAAGCUGGACACGUUUUUGAAGGACAAGGAUGGAAACAAGGUGUUGGGAAACCUGUACAGAACCGUUACGGAUGAGGGACAUGUCAAAUGGGUUUGCAUUGACCACUACCGCGUGAACUAUCAAGAAACCUCGGCCAAAGAGUUCCUGCGCGUGUUGGAUUCUGUCGGAGGAUCAUUGAGUGAAAACGUCGGUAGAGUUGAAGUGAGACUUGAGUCAAGAGUGUUGGCAGAGAAGUUCUUUUCGGCACUGGGAAAGGCGAGAUCUGUCUACGAGCUCGAUAUCGACUUGCACUGGGCCUGCACUACAAGUGAUCUUGAAGCACUGGAGGAUGCACUCAAGAAAUCAAGAGUAUCAAUUCUUCGACUUGAUCUUCAACAAUUUCAGACGGGCGUCGCCAGCCAACUACUACCGACAUCCACACAAUAUGACGUCAUUUUCCGUAUCAGAGAUCUCCCUAAUAUGAAAGUACUUCAUAUUCUUCUUCCAAAGGAGCUCAUCAAGUUUCUCGGGAUUCGACCAAAAAAAUCAACAUAUGAUUGCAAGAUGUCCUGUGAGCUGGCAUGUGGGAAGAUCGGAGUAAAGGAAUUUGGAAUACUAACAGAGGCACUCAAGACCAACUCGACCCUGACCACUUUGGACUUGGAAAGCAACUCGAUCGGAUCCAACGGAGCUAAGGCGCUGGCUGAGGCACUCAAGACCAACUCGUUUCUGACCACUUUGGACUUGGAAAGCAACUCGAUCGGAGAGAACGGAGCUCAGGCGCUGGCUGAGGCACUCAAGACCAACAAGACUCUGACCACUUUGAACUUGUGGAACAACUCGAUCGGAGAGAACGGAGCUCGGGCGCUGUCUGAGGCACUCAAGACCAACUCGACUCUGACCACUUUGGACUUGUGGAACGACUCGAUCGGAGACAACGGAGCUAAGGCGCUGGCUGAGGCACUCAAGACCAACUCGACCCUGACCACUUUGAACUUGGGAAGCAACUCGAUCGGAGACAACGGAGCCCAGGCGCUGGUUGAGGCACUCAAGACCAACUCGACCCUGACCACUUUGGACUUGUGGAACAACUCGAUCGGAGAGAACGGAGCUCAGGCGCUGUCUGAGGCACUCAAGACCAACUCGACCCUGACCACUUUGGACUUGUGGAACAACUCGAUCGGAGAGAACGGAGCUCAGGCGCUGUCUGAGGCACUCAAGACCAACUCGACCCUGACCACUUUGAACUUGGGAAGCAACUCGAUCGGAGACAACGGAGCUAAGGCGCUGGCUGAGGCACUCAAGACCAACGCGACUCUGACCACUUUGAACUUGGGAAGCAACUCGAUCGGAUCCAACGGAGCUCAGGCGCUAUCUAAGGCACUCAAGACCAACUCGACUCUGACCACUUUGAACUUGGGAAGCAACUCGAUCGGAUUCGACGGAGCUCAGGCGCUGUCUGAGGCACUCAAGACCAACUCGACCCUGACCACUUUGUACUUGCAGAGUAACUCGAUCGGAGACAACGGAGCUCAGGCGCUGGCUGAGGCACUCAAGAUCAACUCGACUCUGACCACUUUGGACUUGUGGAACGACUCGAUCGGAGACAACGGAGCUAAGGCGCUGGCUGAGGCACUCAAGACCAACUCGACCCUGACCACUUUGAACUUGGGAAGCAACUCGAUCGGAGACAACGGAGCCCAGGCGCUGGUUGAGGCACUCAAGGCCAACUCGACCCUAACCACUCUGGACUUGUGGAACAACUCGAUCGGAGAGAACGGAGCUCAGGCGCUAUCUGAAGCAUGCAACACCAACUCGACUGUGACCAUUAUGGGCGUCGUAUUUCAAUGA
Molecule: messenger RNA, 3156 nt
Organism: Linnemannia hyalina
Lineage: Eukaryota; Fungi; Mortierellomycota; Mortierellomycetes; Mortierellales; Mortierellaceae
Source: the annotation of a GenBank genome assembly